AUGGGUCGCAAGAAUAAGGAGACUAACGAAGAAGAGCGAAAAAUCAUUAUUAAAUUACACAAUCAGUGUAAAUCUCUACGGGAAAUUGCUCAGCUCAUCGAUAGACCUCGAUCAACAGUCCAAUCAAUAAUUGACCGUUUUUGUAUUAGAAAAACAGCUAAAAAUAAACCAAGAACCGGCCGACCACAAGCCUUCACUGAAACCGACAAACGUUUCAUUCUUCGCCAAGUAAAGCUGGAUCCGAAAACAAGUGCUUCAAAGAUUGCGGGCGAACUAAAAAAUCGCGGUGUGGACGUUUCCGCUAACACAGUUCGAAAUGUGUUGCGAGAAAACGGAUAUCAUGGCCGUGUUGCCAGGAAAAAGUUCUGA
Messenger RNA from Ooceraea biroi (clonal raider ant), 369 nucleotides. RefSeq lists its product as uncharacterized. Gene Ontology annotation, biological process: DNA transposition; DNA integration. NCBI's taxonomy places the organism in Eukaryota, Metazoa, Arthropoda, Insecta, Hymenoptera, Formicidae. Gene Ontology annotation, molecular function: DNA binding. The record is from RefSeq and is a predicted model, not a curated record.